Messenger RNA from Staurois parvus, 341 nucleotides. NCBI's taxonomy places the organism in Eukaryota, Metazoa, Chordata, Amphibia, Anura, Ranidae. The record is from the annotation of a GenBank genome assembly.
AUGCUGCAUUUUUAUGCAUGUGAUGCUGAUCCUCUAUGAUGGAAAGGACUGAAAUCCAAUGAAUGAAAGGGACUGAAGGGGAGGAGCCGGUACACCUGUGCAAGACUGAAGGGGAGGAGCCAGUACACCUGUGCAAGACUGAAGGGGAGGAGCUGGUACACCUGUGCAAGACUGAAGGGGAGGAGCUGCUACACCUGUGCAAGACUGAAGGGGAGGAGACGCUACGCCUGUGCAAGACUGAAGGGGAGGAGCCGGUACACCUGUGCAAGACUGAAGGGGAGGAGCCGGUACACCUCUGCAAGACUGAAGGGGAGGAGCCGGUACACCUGUGCAGGACUGAA